AUGUCGGUGGCCCGACUCCCCAUGGAAGCUGACGACCGGGAGUCUAAGAGGGUCAAAGGGAUGGUCUCGCCCAUACUCGGAUUCUCGGAUGAGGAUAAAGUUGGAACCAUCCCGCCCCACGAUGAUCCUCUAGUCGUCACACUCAGGAUUGAGGGAUAUGACGUGAGGAGGGUGCUAGUCAACCAGGGCAGUGUCGUGGAGGUAAUGUACCUCGACUUGUAUAUGGGGCUGAAGCUGCGACCAGAAGACCUGAUGGCAUAUGACUCCAUUUUGGUGAGUUUUGAAGGGAAAACUGUUACUCUGAAAGGCCAGAUUAGGCUGACUAUACAAACAGGCUCGGACAUAGUGGAGGUGGACUUCAUAGUGGUGGACGCAUAUUCGCCCUACACUACCAUUGUAGCCAAACCGUGGCUUCACGCCCUAGGAGCUGUAUCAUCAACCCUACACCAAAAGGUGAAGUACCCAUCGGAGGGUCAGGUCAAAGAAGUGAUAGGGGACCAAGCCAUGGCCCGACAAUGCAUAGUGUUCGCCAUCUCACGACGACCGAGUACUGAGCCUUCUACCUCUAUCGAGAAUGGCUUAUAA
Messenger RNA from Quercus robur (English oak), 585 nucleotides. RefSeq lists its product as uncharacterized. The transcript has a single exon. Lineage: Eukaryota; Viridiplantae; Streptophyta; Magnoliopsida; Fagales; Fagaceae. Bases 1 to 585 code for a protein of 194 amino acids. The record is from RefSeq and is a predicted model, not a curated record.